AUGAAAGACUACCAACGAGAGUUUAUUGAAUUCGCCCUUGCUAAUGACGUUCUCAAGUUCGGCACCUACACGCUCAAGUCUGGACGUGUUUCUCCCUACUUUUUCAAUGCUGGUCUCUUCAACAGUGGUAAGACUUUGGGUGCCAUUGGUCGGUUCUAUGCUGCUGCCUUGAUCGAUGCUGGUUUUCCCUAUGAUGUUCUCUUUGGUCCUGCCUACAAGGGUAUCCCAUUGGUGUGCGCUACUGCACUCUCGUUAUCAUCCGAGCAUCAACAAGAAGCACCUUUUGCUUUCAACCGUAAAGAAAAGAAGGAUCACGGUGAAGGUGGCAACAUUGUCGGUACCCCUUUGAAGGGCAAGGUCGUUGUCGUGGAUGAUGUGAUUACUGCUGGAACUGCUAUCAACGAAUCGAUCCAAAUCAUUAAGCAAAGCAAUGCCGAAUUGAAGGGUGUUUUGGUUGCAGUCGAUCGUGCCGAAGUUGCUCCUGAUGGUUCCGGCAAAUCAGCUAUUCAAGCCAUUGAAGAGGCUAACAACAUCCAAAUCCGUGCUAUCAUCACUGUGGAUCACAUUAUGGAAUAUAUGGAAGAAAAGGGCACUUAUACGGAACAUUUGAAGAUGAUGCGUGAAUACAAGGCCCAAUAUGGUAUUAAGAAAUAA
Lichtheimia ornata is the source of this 654-nucleotide messenger RNA. RefSeq names its product orotate phosphoribosyltransferase. Gene Ontology annotation, biological process: 'de novo' pyrimidine nucleobase biosynthetic process; pyrimidine nucleotide biosynthetic process; pyrimidine ribonucleoside biosynthetic process. Gene Ontology annotation, cellular component: cytoplasm. The transcript has a single exon. The record is from RefSeq and is a predicted model, not a curated record. Bases 1 to 654 code for a protein of 217 amino acids. NCBI's taxonomy places the organism in Eukaryota, Fungi, Mucoromycota, Mucoromycetes, Mucorales, Lichtheimiaceae. Gene Ontology annotation, molecular function: orotate phosphoribosyltransferase activity.